GGACAUUAAAAGUGAAAUUGCGGGACCGGCCAGCACGCGGGACGAGCUAAUCGCGGGACGCGGGAAUUCUUGAAUUGGAAAAAGACUUUAGGGUAAUGGACAUGUUUUCAUUCCUGUUUGGUUGGACGGGACGUCCACCAAUAAGGCAGGGGGAUAUAUCUAAGCGUUAUGCAUUCAUGUUGAUUUGUAUAGUUCUGUGUAUAAUUGUAUUUGUGUAUAUAUAAGUAUAAAUGUUUUUCGUAUCUAUAUUAGUUAUUGACUAUGCCUUGUGAGUGAGUAUGUGUGUGUGUUGUAAGCUGAGAAUGAUUCUGGGGAGUGAGAACUUUGUGUUUAUUUGUGUGCUGUACGGAAAAGAGUUAGUAAGAAAGGUACUUGAACUGUAUGAACAUAUUUUUGAAUUUGUUAACUAUCAUUUUUGUUAUAUUGGUCGGGACGACCAACGCUUUUGAGGCGGGGGUAGUGUAAUGAUCGUGUAUUUGUUGCACAUGUAUUGUAUAUAUUUACCUGUAUUUGUAUUGAGUGCGUACUAUAUGUAUUGUUACAUGUAAAGGAUUGCGACGUAUUAUGUGGGCUCGGGGCUAUAUAUACUCUUAGACACCUGUAGCCGCGACGAUCGGUCAACAGGUGAGAGCACACGAGAUCUAUAAAGAGCACUCAGUGUAGUGAGGUGGCCAGUGGACUGUGGCGGGUGAGAUGCUGGCUGGGGUGUAGGUAGGCGGGCACGGGUUGUCGCCAGGUACGCCGGGCCAACAGUCGGACAUCCUCACGCCACCGAGUGUGCCAACUACCAUCUAUUAACUUCAUGUUACGCCGGCGCAGAAUAUGUAUCACCGGGUGCCCACAUAAUGCUCGCACUUCUCUCUGUUGAUGUCUCAUGUAACCAAUGUCUGGGAAUAAAUAUCAUCAAAUCGCAGUAGUUGUUUGGUUCUUUUAUACACUAGUGGCGAAGUAGGACCAACGACGAUCUUACGCAGGAACCCUGGAGAGUAGGACAACGGUGAACCAAGCAGGUUAAACCGUUAAAACUUGAAGCUUCAAGACCUGCUCACAACUAAUCUGAAAAGGAGUUUGUGUAUCAGUUUCCUGUGUUCAUCCAUUUUUAGCUCACCUGGUCCGAAGGGCCGGUGAGCUUGUGCCAUGGUGCAGCGUCUGUCGUCCGCAUUACAUCAACAUUUCCUUUAAAUUCAUACUAGUCCUGAAUACUUUAACGGAUUUUGAUGAAAUGUAGUCUGGAGCAUUAUUGGGCAAUUUUACACAGAAAAAUAUAUCACACUGUCAAUACACAUAGAAAAAAUAUCACAUUGUUAGUACAAAUAGAAAAUAUAUCACAUUGUUAGUACAAAUAGAAAAUAUAUCACAUCGUCAACACACAUGGAAAAUAUCUUCCCUGGGAUUGCUGUAAUAUCUCUUCAGCAUUGGUACGGGUACAGUUACAGCUAAGAAUUCCCUGGGAUUGCCGUACUAUCCCUUCAGCAUUGGUACGGGUACAGUCACGGCUAAGAAUUCUCUGGGAUUGCUGUACUGUCUUUUCAGCAAUGGUACGGGUAAAGUCACAGCUAAGAAUUCUCUGGGAUUGCUGUACUGUCUUUUCAGCAAUGGUACGGGUAAAGUCACAGCUAAGAAUUCUCUGGGAUUGCUGUAAUAUCUCUUCAGCUUUGGUACGGGUACGAUCACAGCUAAGAAUUCUCUGGGAUUGCUGUAAUCUCUCUUCAGCAUUGGUACGGGUAAAGUCACAGCUAAGAAUUCUCUGGGAUUGCUGUAAUAUCUCUUCAGCAAUGGUACAGGUAAAGUCACAGCUAAGAAUUCUCUGGGAUUGCUGUAAUCUCUCUUCAGCAUUGGUACGGGUAAAGUCACAGCUAAGAAUUCUCUGGGAUUGCUGUAAUCUUUCUUCAGCAUUAGUACAGGUACAGUCACAGCUAAGAUUUCCCUGGCAUUGCUGUAAUCUUUCUUCAGCAUUAGUACAGGUAGUCACAGUUAAGAAUUCCAUCUCUUCAGCAUUUGUUGGGUACUAUAACAGUAAUAAUCUGAAAUGUUUCUACAUAGGCAUAUGGAUAAGGGACAUCCGAUACAAGUGUAACCUGCUGUUAACUCAAGUCAACAAGAUACUGAAAAACUUAGAGAGCAAGAAAUUAAUCAAAGCUGUUAAGUCUGUCGCAGCCUCCAAGAAAAAGGUCUACAUGCUGUACAAUUUGGAGCCUGAUCGGACAGUGACUGGAGGAGCAUGGUACAGUGACCAAGAUUUUGAGUCAGAAUUUGUAGAGGUUCUCAAUCAGCAAUGCUUCAAGUAUCUGGAGCAAAAGGCUAGCCUUGCAAGGGAGAACCAGGUUGAUCCCAUAGCACAGAGGAAUGCGGCCUUUACCUCAUUAUCAGAUGUGUGGAAGUACAUUUCAGAACUGGGAAUCAGUAAGGUUCAGCUGUCUGUGGACGAUAUUGAGACUAUCAUGGACACCCUUAUAUACGACGGGAAAGUAGAGCGAUCAGUGACCGCAUCCACCAGUUCAGGAGAGGCCAGUUCCAAGCUAUACCGUGCAAUGAAACCUCUUGUACCUACCACUGGACUCAUGAGGAUGCCUUGUGGAUCAUGUCCUGUAUUUGACCAGUGCUGUGAGGGAGGUCCAGUGUCACCAACAAACUGUGUUUACAUGAAGGAAUGGUUGGAGUACUGAUGUAGUACUCUACUAGAAACACAGUCAAAAUGUGUGGUGAACAAAUCACUUCCGAAUAGCUCCAGGCUCUGUGUCAAGGUAAAUGUCUGAACAGAAGGUGAGGCAUUGUUACAGAUCAUUACUGUAACAGGAUGGGUGAUUAAGUGGCAACCAAUUGUGUUACUACUGGACACGCUGAACCACAAAAUGUGAUGGAAUACAGAUAUAACCGAGUCAAGGGGAUAUCAUGGAAUUUCAAUGAAAGCUACUGAAAUGAUGUGUGAUUCUUUCACUUACAUUGUGAAACAGAACAUGCUGCAAUCUUUUGAUUGGCAGAAAGAUGGAAUAGAAGCAGGGUGUGCUUUUACUAUAAGACAUUUUGAUAUUUAUUAAAGAGAUAUUAAACCCUG
Messenger RNA from Pecten maximus, 3055 nucleotides. Its product is annotated as DNA-directed RNA polymerase III subunit RPC6-like. Gene Ontology annotation, biological process: transcription by RNA polymerase III. Gene Ontology annotation, cellular component: RNA polymerase III complex. NCBI's taxonomy places the organism in Eukaryota, Metazoa, Mollusca, Bivalvia, Pectinida, Pectinidae. The record is from RefSeq and is a predicted model, not a curated record. Bases 1536 to 2666 code for a protein of 376 amino acids. The transcript is spliced from 6 exons.